This is a messenger RNA of Octopus bimaculoides (California two-spot octopus), 966 nucleotides long. RefSeq lists its product as uncharacterized. Gene Ontology annotation, molecular function: oxidoreductase activity. The record is from RefSeq and is a predicted model, not a curated record. Lineage: Eukaryota; Metazoa; Mollusca; Cephalopoda; Octopoda; Octopodidae.
AUGGAACUCAUAACCCUUCUCGGCACCGAUCUGAAAGUGUCUCCUGUGUGUCUCGGUACAUGGCAGUUUAACAAUGGUAUCACCAACAAUACUUGGGAUGCACAGACAGAAGAGGCGUAUCCCCGCUCUGAAGGUGUCCUAGGAAAAUGUCUAGAAGGAAGACGCCACAAUGCUGUGAUUGCAAGCAAGUAUGGUUUCCGUUCCACUGGUCCCAGUGAGAGCUACACAGCUGAAGCGAUUGAUGCUGCGAUCACUACCUCCCUACAGAGCUUAAAAACCAACUACAUCGAUAUCUAUCAGAUCCAUUGGCCAAACAUGGUUUCUGACUACACAGCCACUGUGGAAGAACUGAAGAGACAAGUUGCUAAAGGAAGGAUACAUUACUAUGGUGUCUGCAACUUUGGACCGAAAAACAUGAAGAGCAUUCUUGAAGCUGGUGGUCAACCUAUUUCUAACCAGCUAGGUUACAGUUUACUGUGGCGUUCAAUCGAACACGAAGUUCAACCAAUUUGUAAGGAGAAAAACAUUUCCAUUUUGGCUUACUCACCUCUACAGCAAGGUCUUCUUUCUGGCAAAUACCUGGCCCCUGACAGUUUACCUGAGGGUCGACGACGUGGCAAGCUCUUCUCUAAAUCCAGUACUACAAUGUCCCGCCAUGGUCAGGAUGGCCACGAAAAACUUCUAUUUGAAACACUUGGGAAGUUGAAAGAAAUCUGUACAGAAGCUGAUAUCAAUAUGCCUGUGGCCAGUCUGUCAUGGUUACUACAACAGCAGAACGUCCGGUCUGUCAUCGUUGGAGCUCGCAACCCAGAACAAAUCGAACAGAAUGUUAAUAUUGUGAAAUUGUCUCAGGUACGUACUUUCUUUAUUGGUGGUCUUUUCUUGUUCUCUGAACGGCAGAAUUGGAUGAGUGUGUUCUGCAAUGGUGUCUGGAUAAUUACGUACAGUUAAUCAACAGCUAAUUAA